AUGAGCCCUCGACGAUCCUCCCGUGCCCGCUCCUUGCAGCAGCCGCCUACCGUUCCUAAUCACACAUCCUCUACCCCCUCAAACAACUCCAAACCUGAUCGAGACGCUCGCACAGGCAACCGCAACACCUCUCCAAGAAUAUCUUCCACACAUCGAUCUGAGUCUGUUGAUGGCGUAGACUCGAACCCUCGUGCGGAGCAACUCGCACCGCGUCGGAGCAGAAGAAACGGUGAAGAAAAAGAACCGGCAAUCAAACAACAAGUUGAACACGAGGAUGAAGACGCUGGAGCCGAAGCUACUGAGGAGGAGGUCACUCGCUGCAUAUGUGGACAAGCUGAGUAUCCCGGGCCUUCGGCUAGCUUACGACAGCAACAACCCAACCCAGACGCUUUGACAGACGACACUGGAAACUUCUUUGUUCAGUGUGACAAAUGUGGUGUCUGGCAACAUGGUGGAUGCAUGGGUCUACUGGAUGAGGCCUUGUUACCUGAUGAGUACUAUUGUGAACAAUGCAAACCGGAAUACCACAAGAUUUCCAGAAGCUCCAAUGGGCAAAGAUCCUCCCGCUACAUUCCAGUACCCGAACCAAUUUCCACGAGGUCUUCACCGUUGACAUCCGGUUCCGACUUAUCUCGCAAGAAGGACAGCAAAAGCAACAAGCUUGAGAGCACCAAGAGACGGGCAACCAUGAACAGUCGUGGCGCAUACGACGAAGAUGAGAUGCUAAGGCGAGCUAUUGAGGAGAGUAAAGAGAUGGGAACUCUGGGAAAACGAGGACGGGACGAUUCAGAAGAUCAAAAAGGAAAUCCCAAACGACAACGCACUGGCUCGGAUUCGUCUUCUACCGUCUCGAAACACAGCCAAUCACCUGAUCCAUCUGGGGAGGAACCCAACAGCAGAUCUGGCGCAAGCAGGAGCAACAAAUUGCGAGGAACUGCAGCACGAAACAACCGAGAAAAGGAACUACGAGAGAAGCAAAAGGAGCAACAAGCUGCACAACGUGCAGAGGCAGCAAACAAACGAAAUGCACGAUCAGAACGAAGAAGAGGAGAGGAUUCUCCACCUCCCACACCCAGCCUCUCACCUUCGAAAGCUGCGCAGGCCAACGGCAAGAAGGCCGACAGCCCUCCUUCUGGGCGGUCCAACAAUAGCCGCAGGAAUACAAAACCAACUGCAAGAAGAGGAAGGCUGGGAAGAAACCAAUACACCCGCGACCAGGUCAACGGUGAGGAUGGUACACCUGCACGGGACGGGUCACACGACGUCAACGGCAAUGGAGGUUCUCCACCCCGCGGCAUCCAUGGCGAGAGUGGGCGCAGUUCGAAAGCCAAAACACACCCGGCAAGAACAAGCUUGAAUGAGAUGAGAAGACGUGUUGCGGCGAUAUUGGAGUUUGUCGGGCAUAUGCAGACUGAGAGGAGCGUGCAGUCACAUCAGUCGAGUGCAAGUUCGAAGGGAACCAGUACACCGAACGGAGUCAAGGAGGCGAGUGCUCUGCCAACUGCAAGUCUGGUGCGGGCGGUGGAAGCGGGCCUCAAAGAAGCGGAAUCAAGAGAUGAGGAGUCCGGACUCAGUCUGGUAGAUCACAAGGAGUUUGGAACUAUGGGUAGUCAGGACAUGAUGGAAACAUUGACCAAGGAAUUGGUACAAUGGCAGAGCGUCUAUGGGAUUUAUUCGAGGUGA
This is a messenger RNA of Exophiala xenobiotica, 1683 nucleotides long. RefSeq lists its product as uncharacterized. The record is from RefSeq and is a predicted model, not a curated record. Gene Ontology annotation, cellular component: Rpd3L complex; Rpd3L-Expanded complex. Gene Ontology annotation, biological process: negative regulation of silent mating-type cassette heterochromatin formation; negative regulation of rDNA heterochromatin formation. The transcript has 4 exons. The coding region runs from base 1 to 1683 and encodes 560 amino acids. NCBI's taxonomy places the organism in Eukaryota, Fungi, Ascomycota, Eurotiomycetes, Chaetothyriales, Herpotrichiellaceae.